CCGCUCUCUUUUUUUAUACGAUGGCUCGAUUUAUUCCUUACUCUGUCGCUAUGGUUACGCCAUUUACCAAGGCCGGUAAUUUGGAUAUAGCGUCUGUUCCAGCUGUAGUCAAAUACUACCUGAAUCAAAAUGUGCCUGGUUUACUUGUCAGUGGCACAACAGGGGAACAACACUGCAUGACAAUUGCAGAACGCAAACAGCUUUAUGAUUUGGUUUCAACAACAGUUUCUGGAAAAUGCAAACUUUAUGCAGGUGUUGCUACAUUCAAGACUGAAGAUGCAAAAGAAUUAGCACUUGCUGCCAAAGAAGCUGGAUUCUCGGGCAUCAUGCUAGGUUUCCCGCCCUAUCGUAUCCCUUCACAGAAAGAAGCUGAGUUGUACGUGAAAGAAGUUGCAGACAGUGUCAAAGAACUUCCCUUGUUUCUUUAUAACAACCCUCGUCGAAAUGGAUUCAGCCUAGAACCAGAGACAUUUGCUCGCAUUGCUAAAACAGUUGGUAAUAUCUAUGGCCAAAAAGAAGCUGGAAGUCCAGAAAAUGUGAGAAAAAUGAAAGCUACUUUAGACAAUGUUGAUACAUAUAGUUUCUUUUCGGGAAGCGACUCAACUUUUAUUGAAGCAUUUACAACACACGGAUACACUGGUAUCACUUCAAUUGCUGGAAACAUUUAUCCAGAUCAAAUGAAGUUUGUGGUUGAUCAUUUGCUCAAGAACGAAAUCGAACAAGCCAAAAGCAUUAUGGAAAGUAUUGCCCCUGGAAUCAAACUUUUGGAAGAAGCUGGAAUGAUCCAAAGUAUCAAAUAUAUCUUGCGCAAGAAAGAUGUUCCAAUUGGCUUCUGUCCUUCUCCAAUUCAAGACAUUUCUGAUGAAGCAAAACAAGCAUUAGACAAAGUUUUUUUCUCCUAAAACUAAUAAACUGUUUAAUGCAAUAAUUUGUAGUAA
Gilbertella persicaria is the source of this 938-nucleotide messenger RNA. RefSeq lists its product as uncharacterized. Gene Ontology annotation, molecular function: 4-hydroxy-tetrahydrodipicolinate synthase activity. The transcript has a single exon. Lineage: Eukaryota; Fungi; Mucoromycota; Mucoromycetes; Mucorales; Choanephoraceae. The coding region runs from base 21 to 902 and encodes 293 amino acids. The record is from RefSeq and is a predicted model, not a curated record.